AUGGCAACCAGCAAUUACCUAGCAGUCCAGUGGUUUGGACUCCAGGCUUUCAAUGCCAGUGGCCCAGGGUCAGUCCCUGUUGGGGGAACUAAGAUCCCACAAGUCACGCGGUGCAGUCAAAAAAAGAAAGAAAGAAGGAAAAUGGCAAUGGGUUGCAUAGGGUUCAAAAAUCACUGUGUCCCAGUUGAACCUAACCGACCUAUAUCCAUAACACCCCACUAUAGAAAACUUAGGAAAAUUCUGUCAUCACUAAACAUGAUAGACUUUCCUACCUCUAUACCUAGUUUUAUGCUGUUCAUUCCAGCUAAACUAGCUUUAUAG
Messenger RNA from Rangifer tarandus platyrhynchus (Svalbard reindeer), 321 nucleotides. NCBI's taxonomy places the organism in Eukaryota, Metazoa, Chordata, Mammalia, Artiodactyla, Cervidae. The record is from the annotation of a GenBank genome assembly.